AUGGCGAUGGACGCGAUUACUAGCGUGAAAAACUACCUGGAAAAGAUAAUUUCGGACCCGCAACUCGAUGGGAUGAAGGCGCUUCUACUGGAUGCCGAAACCAAAAGCGUUAUCAGUAUGGUCAUGUCCCAGUCGCAUAUUCUUCAGCGAGAAGUGUUCCUCGUGGAGCAGUUGGACGCUGCGCACGAGCCCAUGCUGCAUCUCAAGGCCGCGGUCUUUGUGCGGCCCACAGCGCGUAACAUCGAGCUGCUGAGAAAAGAGCUCAAAUCCCCCAAAUAUGGAAAUUAUCAUCUUUUCUUCUCUAAUAUUUUGCCAGUCGAGUCGCUCGAGAAACUCGCGGACGCCGACGAAAAGGAAGUCGUGGUGCAAAUUCAAGAAUAUUACGCCGACUAUCUGGCAGUAAAUGACUCUCUUUUUGACUUUGGUCUGCAGAAUACCAUUCAACUAAGUGUCAAAAUGCCGGUGACAUUGCCCGGAGGAGCUCUAUUAUCUACUGCAACAGCUGGAGUUCUUAUCCCAGACCCAAUUGAUAAGACCACCAUGACGUCUCCGCAGCUAUUUCAGCGAAGUGUUGAAGGGUUGCUGUCUGUUCUUCUUUCAAUGAAAAAGAGGCCGACAAUACGUUAUGUCAAAGGAUCAGAAGUAGCCGAGAAGUUAGCACGUGAGGUCUCGGCAAGGAUGCAACUUGAGCAGGAUGGAUUGUUUGAUUUUCGACGACCGGAGGUGACGCCACUUCUUUAUGUUAUGGAUCGAAAAGAUGACCCUGUGACCCCGUUGCUGACUCAGUGGUGCUAUCAAGGUAUGGUGCAUGAACUGCUUGGACUGCACGAAAAUCGCGUGGAUCUUUGCGACGCACCGAAUGUGCGGAAAGAUAUGAUGGAGCUUGUGCUAUCAACAACUUCAGACAAUUUUUUUGCACAGCAUGUGCAUGCAAACUUUGGUGAUCUUGGUAUGGCUGUAAAGCAGCUUGUAGACAAAUAUCAGACACAAACUCAAACUCACGAGAAUAUUCAGUCUAUUGAUGACAUGCAGCGUUUUCUGGAAAAUUACCCAGCCUUUAGAUCACAGUCAGUCACUGUUUCAAAGCAUGUGACGCUGAUGGGUGAACUGGCACGUCGUGUUGAAGUGGAUGGACUCAUGGACGUCAGUCAACUGGAACAGGAGCUCGCAUGUGGAGAUGACCACAACACGCAUUUCCGCGACGUGGUGGCGAAACUUAAAGACGCGCGAGUUAAACCAUUGAACAAACUGCGCUUAGCAAUAUUAUAUGCUUUGCGAUACGAAUCACAUAGCUCUGUGCAACUCAAGUCAAUCAAAGAGUUGCUUGUCGCUCCUCAGGAAGGUGGAUUGUCUAUUAAUUGUGUGGCUUUGAUCGAUGCCUUUCUCAAGUUUGGAGGUCAGAAAUCCCGCCAGGGUGACUUGUAUGGUGAUCGCGCUGGCCUGAAAAAGUUCAUGCGUGCUGUUACUCAGGGUGUACAAGGUGUUCCGAAUGUAUAUGCUCAGCACGUGCCUCCACUAGCUAAAAAGCUAGAACUUAUCUUAAAAGGCCAACUGCUGGAUCAAGAAUUUGGCGUUGUAAAUGGAGGUGCAACCUCAAUAACGUCAACUGAUCCUGGCGGUCCUAGCGGUCUCAAGCGGGUGCGUGACGUUAUUGUAUUCGUAUGCGGCGGCGUCACGUUUGAGGAAGCGAUGAAGGUGGCCGAGUUGAAUAAAAAAGCAGCUGCGUCAAAUUCAGGUCAGCGCGUUCUACUUGGUGGAUCGUGCAUCCAGAACUCGACAAGCUUUAUUGAGGAGGUAGCUAUGGCGUACAACUUAGCACCUCUUCAUAGACAUGGCAGUGCAAAGGCUCCGUGGCGAUACGAUGGAAAAAAUCUUUGA
This is a messenger RNA of Plasmopara halstedii, 1878 nucleotides long. RefSeq names its product vacuolar protein sorting-associated. NCBI's taxonomy places the organism in Eukaryota, Oomycota, Peronosporomycetes, Peronosporales, Peronosporaceae. Gene Ontology annotation, biological process: vesicle-mediated transport; intracellular protein transport. The transcript has a single exon. The record is from RefSeq and is a predicted model, not a curated record. Gene Ontology annotation, cellular component: Golgi membrane. The coding region runs from base 1 to 1878 and encodes 625 amino acids.